GAAAGAAACGAAUUCCAUUGCUCAUAGUUUGCUAUGUCUCCAACAGAUCAUAAUCUGAAAGCUCAGCUUUCUGAUAUCCAGAAGCGGAUGUCGGAGACGAUGUUCAACUCUCCAAAGAGGCCUUCUCAACAGAAGGACCGCGAUACUCCAGAGAAGUCAGCGUCCCCGGUGGCUGGUUCAGCCGAAGAUAAGGACAAGUCUGGCGGCAAGACCAAGGGGCUUUCUCUUGUUUCUAGAAGGGACAAGAGAACGUCGCUUCCACCGAUUGACGGCAGUAGAGCGCUUUCGACCCAGAAGGGAUCUGCAAAGGAUCUUGACUUUGCAGUUGGUUUGAGUGAGAACUUGCUUCAAGAGUGCAGAAGGCUAAAUGCCGAGAAUGAGAGUAAGAACCAAAAGUUGAAGACGUUCCAAGAAGAACUCCUCAAGAUGAAGUCUAGCAAUGCGAAUUUACUCGCCAAACUUAACGAUACCAUGGCCAACGAGGAGAGAUUCAAAGAUUCUAACUGGGAAUUGGAGAUGAAGUUGCAACAGCUGACAGAGGAGUACAAAUCUAUUUCCGAGAAUUAUCAAAAGUCACAGAAAGAGAUGAAUAAGCACAUUGAUUUGUCAAACUCGAUUAGAAGUGAACUUGAAGAGAUGAACCUGAAUAAAUCUUCACUGGAGAAGGAAUAUUCAUCUACUAAGCUAACUAGUGCAACAGAAAUUCAAGACCUCAAGUCACAUGUCGAUGAGCUGAACGACGAAAAUACCAAAUUGAAUGAUGAGAUUGACGAAUUGAGACGUGAAUUGGAAGAAGCGAAGAAGAAGCCUUCCAAAGUUCAACUUUCCGGAAUUCCAUCGCUCCAACCUGUUGAAGACUCUGAUUCUGAAAGCGAACUUCAAGAACCUUCCAUCUCACCUGUAAAGACAGUGGCGUUGAACAACAACGCCUUAGAGGCUGAGACGCUGAGAUCAUCAUUGCAAAGUGCCCAUCACACCAUUGCAAAGCUUAGAGGACAAAUUUUAAAAUUGCGUCAAGGUGAGCUCUCUUCUAAGCAACAAGCCCAGCAAUCAAGUCCACCUUCAAAGAGAUCAAUUCCUUUACUCAAGAAAAACAUUAAAGGACUUGGAGACUUCUCUAAAGGAAACCUUCAAAUCAGAGGGAAUUCAAAUAGGGGUUCCACAGUGAUUUAUGAUGAUUCAUCAGAUAUUGAUGAUGAUUGGGAGGUUACGGGAGGAAGCUCUCUGGAGCCAUCCCCUUCGAAGCAAUCGAAGAGACCCACUUCUGUGGUAUCUGACUCCAAGGAGCUCAUUGACGAUUCAGGAUCUGAUUACGAUGAGGAUAUACCCGUUGCUCCAUUGUCUGCUGAACUUCAAACAAUCUCUGAGGAAGCAGCAGCCAACUAUGCUAAACAGAACAACUUGGUCUUGGUUCCUCUAGUGGAGUUUAACUCUUUUACUGAUGCUUCCAAUCUAUUACCUUUCAAAGAACAGGAAAUUAUUUCAUUGAAGGGUAAACUCAGCGAGCUAGAGUCCAAAGAGAAGGAGUACAUUUCAUCUCAUGAAGUCACCGAGAGUAAACUGAAAGCCAAAUCUGUAGAGCUUGAUACUGCCAAGAAGUCGUUAGAUUCUCUCAAUACUGAACAUGCCGAGAAGGUAUUUACAUUGGCAAGCUUGAAUGAAAAGCACGACAACUUGAAAUCAGAACUAGAGGCCUCACAUGCAGAACUCAAGUUGAAGACUGAAGCUAACGCUGAACUUGAAACAAAGUUGGCAAACCUGACUGAAGAGAAAGCCAAGGAGCUGGAAACUGUUAAGAGAAACUUGAAUUUGAAUGAAGAGACAUUUAAGGAGAAGUUAUCCGUGUCUGAUGCUGUGAUUGCAGAUUUGAAGACCAAGUUGACUGAUAUCACAUCAAAAUAUGAUGAGUUAUCGACUGUGUUAGCAACAACUCAACAAAAAUUGGAGACAGCUGACAACGAAAAGACUUCUUUACAGGAACAUAUGGACAACCCAUCGAAUGAGUUUUUAUCUGAGAAAGCAGCUAAGCAAGGUCUGGUUGUCAUUUCCAAGGGAACACACGAUGAAAUUGUCGCUAAAUCCAAUAGAAGUAUCGAUGAUCUUGCCAGAGAGAACAAUUUGAAGGUCUUGAAAACUGAUGAGUAUGAUGUGCUUUCUAAGAAGGCUGAGGAACCUUCUAUUGAACACUUGUCUGAGCAUGCGCAGAAACAAGGUCAUGCCAUCCUUCACAAGGAUGAGCUUACUAAUCUAAAGACAAAAGCAGAGAAGUCCAUCACAGAGAUAGCUAAGGACAACAAUGCUGUGGUCAUUCCCGACUCAGAAUACAAAGAGCUCUUAAGAAAGUUGAACAAUCCAACACAAGAGGAGAUCAAGGCUCUUUCAGAGUCAUAUGGCCUGACAUCAAUCACUCAAUCUGAAUACGAUAACUUAAUUCGUAGGGCUGAAAAGCCUUCUGUUGAUGAAAUUACUUCCCGAGCUGGUUCACUUGGGCUUGCAAUUCUUUCUGCAACUGAACUCGAAUCUCUUAAGACAGCUUCGAUCAAACUUGCUGAUGAGACUGAACGUGUGAAGUCUUUGAAUUCCGACAUUUCAUUACUCAAGGAAGAGGCAUCAAAGAAGGAUUCCUACAUAGAUGAGCUAACCACUUCUUUGAAUGAAAAGGAAGAAUAUCUGAAGAAAGAACCUGUGUUGCCGAAAUCUUCUCUUUUAAAACAAGUUGGUGCUCUAGGUCUCGUGGCACUUCCUGUUAUGGAGCACAAGAAGCUAGCUGAACCAACGAAAGAAGACAUCGUCAAGCAGGCAUCUAAACAUGAAUUAACUUUGAUGUCAAACUCAGAUUUCAACGAACUGAAAUCAAAGGCUUCAAAGACUGUCGAAGACCUAGCUGCUGAGCAGAAGAAGCAAGUACUGUCUGAAUCUGAUUACAGUAAUCUGUUGAAUCCAAGUGUCACUGAGAUAGAAAAACAAGCUAAGAGCCAUGAUCUUGUUGUCGUCAACAAGAAUGAUUUUGAAUUGCUACAAGAGAAAUCCAAAAAGACCUUAGACGAUCUUGCUAAAGAGUCAGACUCUGUUGUGUUAUCACAGGAAAAGUACAAAAAGCUCGUCUCACCAACGAUAGAGGAUUUGGAAGCACAUGCCAAAUCACAAGACAGUGUUAUCAUCUCAAGAAAUGCUUUGGAUGAACUUACGACGAAAUCACAGAGAACAUUGGACGAUCUUGCAAACGAGUCAGGCGCGAUUGUACUAUCUAAAGAUGCACAUAAUGAACUUCUCAGUCCUUCGAAGGAUAAACUAUUGGAAUUGGCUACUGGUGCUGGCUUGGUCGCUUUAAGCACUAAUGAGCACGAGCAAUUGAAGUCACUCACCACAAGGCCAACCGUGGAAUUCCUUUCACAGAAAGCUGAAGAAUUGAAUAUGACUCUUGUUGAUAAGGAUCGCUUUGCAGAUUUAUCUGCUGCUGCUAACAAGAGCAUAGAUGACUAUGCAAAGGACAACAAUCUUGUACUGCUCUCAAAUGAGGGCUACGAAAAACUUUUGCACCCAUCUACCGAAAAAUUACAGAGUCUUGCCGAAGAAGCGGACCUUGUUGUUGUUCCACACUGUGAGUUUUCCAAGUUGAAGGACCCAGAAAAACUUGAAGUUAAAGAUAUAGAGAAACGCCUCGGUGUCCUUGGUUAUACUGCCGUUGAUGAGGAACAUCUCAAAUCGCUUAAAGAACCGGGGGAAGAUCAAGUUAUUCAAUUGUGUGAGAAAUAUAACCUUCACCCGAUUGCUAAGGAUGCAUUCGAACAACUCAGUUCAAAGGAUCACGUCUUAGAACGUGCAGAGAGUCUUGGUUUUGUUUCUGUUCCACGCGAGGAAUACUAUAGCUUGAAGUCUCGUGCUGAUGAACCUGAUAGAGCUACAGUUGAGUCACAAGUUGAGAAAUUGGGUUGUGCUAUGGUUGGCAAGAAGGAAUAUGAAGCUUACUUGAAGUCAUCGUCUUCUAUUUCGAAAGUAGAACUCGAGGCUAAGGCACAAAAAAUUGAUCAUGUUCUGGUACCAGCUGCGGAGUUCCAAGAGCUCAUGGAAUUGAAGGAGCCUACAAUUCCAACUGAGUCUCCAACAACACCGACAAGCAAAUUCCAUCAAACGAAGGAGUACUUUGAGAACGUUCACAAGUCGAACGAGAAAGAGUCAAGUAAAGCUAAGGUAUUUGAAUCUGCUAAAUCUCUUGGCUUUGUUCCCGUUGCUGCUGAUGAAUACAAGCAUUUGAUUGAGCACCAGAAGGAUCAUGUGAUUACGAAAUCUGAUAUCUAUACAUGUUCGAAAGAUUUUGGUUUAACGGUUCUCCCAUCUGAUGAAUACAAGAACCUGUUGAAAUCACGCCAGAAAGAUGAUAUAACGUUAGCAGAACUCCAAAGAUAUGCUAAACAGUUUGAUAUGACACUGGUCAACCUUGGGUCAGAAGGGACAAGUUCACCUCCAGAGACCAAUAGCAUCUUUUUAGGGCAGAACCACUCGAUGUCCACCAUUUCUUCUACAAUAAACGAGAGUGAUUUCACGGAUGCUCUAUCACGUCAACCAUCGAAUGCCUCAACCAUUCACGCAGCUGGAGCAACAAUUGGCUCAAUGACUGUUGAUGAGCUCAGAGUCCAAGCUUCGGCCAAUGGAUACAAGCUGGUCAGACUUGGUGAAGAGGAAUUGGCUGAACCAAGAUCAUUAUCCAAUGAUUCUAGUAGUGUAUAUUACACAGGAGCUGAUGAUAACGAUUAUGACACUGAUCAUGAGGUAGAGAGCCACCAUGAUACUGUUACAGUUGAUGAAGUACCUGCUCAAACUAAGGAAGCUCUGACAGAGAGUGCAUCGAAAAUGGGAUUAGUUGUUCUUGAGAAGCCAGAUCUUGAAAGCUUAUCCAACUCUCUUGCUAGAGUUCAACUUGAUGCUAGAGCCAAGGACCUUGACCUCGUGAAUGAAAACGGUGGUGAAUUUAUCUCUGCUGAAAAUCCGGAAGUGCACAAGAUCCGUGAGAUUUUUGCUGCAGCUGGUUUGCACGUUUUGUCUGAUGAGCAGCUGCAGUCUGUUGAACAAACAGCAAAGUCUAGUGUUAAACCUGAAGAUGUUGUUGAUCAGUCUAAUGUUGUUGACGUUGGAUCAUCUUUGGGUAUGAAGGUGAUUCCUGUUACUGAAUACGAGAAGGCACUAGAAGGAGCAAAACCUACGAAAGAAAGCAUUGUAUCAUCAGCAGCAGCAUUUGGACUUGUCGCAGUGGACAAGAAGGAAUACCGUGACAUGCAGCUGAGAGCAGAAUCCCACAAGCACAGUUCAGGUCUUGGUAUUGGUGCUGGUAUUGGACUCACAGCAGGCUCUCUUGCGGCAAUCUCUGCUGGUGCAGCUGGAUUUGCAAGCCCAUCAGUAGCUAGUUCAGCAGGUAAUGUGGGUGCGAAGGAAGCUGUGGCAGCACCCGUUAACAAGUUACCAACAGAAGAGCCCACAAAGGCUGAAGCCCUCAAGAGUAUUCAAGCUCACGGUCUUGUUGCACUUGACUCAUCUGAGGUUGAUGCUUUGAAGCAGAAGGCCAUUCUGGCUUCUGACUCCAAGCACAUGGUGAAGACUUUGGAGGCUAGUGGUAUGUCUGUUAUUGCCAGUUCAGACCUAGAGUCUUUAAAGAACAAGGCUAACCAGGAACCAAUCAUUUUGACUAAAGAUGAUCUCAUUGAUAAGCUUCAAGAACAGGGACUGACUGUUAUUGAACCUGCAAAGCUUGAGUCUUUGAAGGAGAAGGCAAAUGACGCAAAAUCUUUAACUAGAGACGAUAUUGUGGAAAAAGCUCAGGAACAAGGAUUAGCAGUUAUUGAACCUAUGGAGCUGGAAUCCUUAAAGAACAAGGCCAACCAGGAACCAGUGAUUUUAACUAAAGAUGAUCUAGUUGAAAAGGUCCAAGAACAGGGAAUGGCUGUUAUUGCACCUUCGGAGCUUGAGAUUUUGAGGGAAAAGGCUAAACAGGCCCCACCUGUUUUGAGCGAGGAUGAUCUAGUUGAGAAGGUUCAACAACAAGGCUUGGCUGUUAUUUCACAUGAAGAGCUUGAAUCAUUGAAGGAAAAAGCAAAAGAACCAGUUCCUUUGACUAGAGAUGAGAUUGCUGAAAAAGCUCAGGAGCAAGGCCUAACAGUUAUUGAACCUAUGGAGCUAGAGUCCUUGAAAAUGAGAGUGGAGGAACCACUCGUUUUGACGAAAGAAACUCUUGUUCAACAAGCCCAACAACAAGGUUUGGCUGUUAUUGAACCUGUUGAACUGGGGACAUUGAAGCAGACAGCAGAAAAGAAAAUCUCACAAGAUGAUGCAGUCGAGGUUGUUAAGAGUCACGGUCUUGUUGUCAUUGCACCAGAAGAAUUGGAAGAUUUGAAGAAGGACACCCAAGCCUCUACCCUAAGCAGAUCUCAGAUUGAGGAAGGUGCAUUGGCUCUUGGUUUGGUCACUAUAUCGAAGGAUGAAUUUGCCAAUAUUAAGGCUAAGGAGCAACCAGUCACUGGACAGACAAGAGAUCUUACGAGUACCGAUAGUCUCACCCAAUCGGCUAUUGGGGCUACUUCUGAUACUAUCGGGACUACAGGCGCUGCUAUCACCACUGGUGCUUUUGCUACUGAUAAAUCUAACGUUGAGAAGGAUGUUGCACAUGAGAAAGUGGUUUCAUCAGAUGAUGUUGAAUCAUGGGCAAGACAACAUGAUUUGUUGCUGAUCCCAGAACAAUCGUUCAUUGCCACGAACGUUUCCAGAAUCCCUGACCCUCAGAAUGUUGUUGUGCUACCAACUACUUAUUACAACAAGUUGACCAAAUCUGAGGUAUUCACAUUGGACAAGAUCACCAAUGAUGAGUUACAAGCACAGGCAAAGAAGAGAGGAUUCCACCUUGUCUCCGGUGAUGCUGGUAUUCAUGCGGGAACCAGUACCUUAUCCAGAAAGAACAGUCUCGUCUCUAUCUCUUCGGGCCAAUCUCGUAAGAAUAUGGCAGAGCAUGCACAGGCUGCUGCUAGGGACGAUUUCGAUCAACACACCAGACUUUCUCGUGUCACUUCUAGAAACUCCAAAACCAACCGUUCAAGAACGAGUUCCAAGGGACCUCCACCUUCGUCGUUAUCGCGUGACGCUUCUGUCGAUGGUGGGCUGUCAUUGAUGACCAAUGCGUCGUUAUCUGAACCAAAGAUCAUCCCAGCGUUGACACAGACAGUCAUUGGUGAAUACGUCUACAAGUACUACCGCCGUCUAGGGCCUCUGAGCUCAAUUUCAGAAACUCGUCACGAGAGAUACUUCUGGGUCCACCCAUACACGUUGACACUCUACUGGUCUACUACUAACCCUGUCCUGGGUAACCCUUCAAACCACAAGACACGCGCAGCUGCUAUCAUCAGCGUGGAGAGUGUCGAUGAUAAUAAUCCAUUACCUGCUGGCCUGUACCACAAGAGCAUCGUGGUUCAUUCACAGUCCCGUUCUGUCAAGUUCACCUGUUCUACAAGACAACGUCACAACAUUUGGUAUAACUCCUUAAGAUAUCUGAUUCAAAGAAGCACUGAUGGACUCGACUUUGAUGAUGACCUCUACAUAGGCAUACCACCAGCUGUAUAGGCUCGCUUGCCUCACAUACCUGUAACAUUAAAC
Molecule: messenger RNA, 7635 nt
Organism: Williopsis jadinii
Lineage: Eukaryota; Fungi; Ascomycota; Saccharomycetes; Phaffomycetales; Wickerhamomycetaceae
Gene: NUM1
Product: Num1p
Exons: 1
Coding region: 34-7602 (2522 amino acids)
Biological process (GO): establishment of mitochondrion localization; microtubule cytoskeleton organization; maintenance of protein location in cell cortex
Cellular component (GO): mitochondrion; cell cortex
Molecular function (GO): tubulin binding; phospholipid binding
Source: RefSeq, a predicted model, not a curated record